Drosophila innubila is the source of this 513-nucleotide messenger RNA. RefSeq names its product protein Diedel. The coding region runs from base 1 to 354 and encodes 117 amino acids. NCBI's taxonomy places the organism in Eukaryota, Metazoa, Arthropoda, Insecta, Diptera, Drosophilidae. The transcript has a single exon. The record is from RefSeq and is a predicted model, not a curated record.
AUGGUUGCCAGAAGAAUGUCCAAAUUCAGUUGGAUUAUACCACUUCUCCUUCUGGGAAUAAUGGAACUGGUGCAGCCUGGAGAAAGCGUUUGUUGCCCCUCGAAAGUCCUCUCCUUCCGGAUGAUUGAAGAUAAUGAUGACUGUAGUUCGUACAAUGCUGAAAAGCAGAGUAAAGGAGUCUGCAAAGCGGUCGUUUGUGGCGAUGGUACGAAAAUCACUGGCAGGUACUGUGGCAUUGGAUCGUGCAACAUAUUUGGUUGCCGCUGUGACGGCGGUUGUCGAGCGGGCGAUGCUGUGAAGAGAUUCACUGACUUCUACGGUGAUUAUCAUAUAAGUCAUGUUCAUGUCGUCUAGUCAAUUACUUUGACAACUGUCAACAUAUCAUUUUGAUUAUUUCCUCAUGUCAAUGUACUGCUGAAAAUAGCUUUAACUUCUUUCACCUUUCGGCGAAGAUAAACACUUAUCAAUUUAGUCAAACAUUAUCGAAUUAAAAGCAAUUACAAAAGAUAUCAA